Aspergillus alliaceus is the source of this 1073-nucleotide messenger RNA. Its product is annotated as aromatic alcohol reductase. The transcript has 3 exons. Bases 129 to 1034 code for a protein of 301 amino acids. The record is from RefSeq and is a predicted model, not a curated record. Gene Ontology annotation, molecular function: oxidoreductase activity. NCBI's taxonomy places the organism in Eukaryota, Fungi, Ascomycota, Eurotiomycetes, Eurotiales, Aspergillaceae.
ACCAGAUCAUGUACGUGUAACCAGAGAGUUCAAAUAGGAACCAAUUCCUGUGAUUUAUCAUUCGCUAUGUUCCCUUAACAAUCUUCUCAUCAAACGCCAUACUGCAAAUCAUCCGGUCUCAAAAAAAAAUGUCACAUACAAUCAAGAAUGUGGCUAUUGCCGGGGCUAGUGGAAAUGUCGGGGCUCGGGUACUCAGUGCAUUACUCGAUCUCGAGUUCAAUGUAACGGUGCUAAGUCGCAGUUCCAAACCUUUCCCAGCAGCUGCUCGCGUGAAAGUUGUUGACUUCACUUCGGUGAAGUCAUUAUCUGCUGCUAUCGCCGGGCAGGACGCAGUUAUCGAUACUACUUUCUCACCCGAUGUUGAAGCACCACUCCGGCUUAUUGACGCGGCGGCCGAGAAUGGGGUUUAUCGCUUUAUCACUAGCGACUUUGGACUCGAUCCUGACCUACCAGGUGUUCAUGAUAUGCCGGUUUUCGCCCGAAAGAAAGCUUCUUAUGAGGCCGUCAAGAAACACGCGGCUCAUCACCGCUUGACGUACACCCUGGUAGCUUGUGGUGCUUUCCUUGACUGGGGUAUCUCCUCUGGUUUUGCCGGUCUGGACUUGCAAGAAAAGAAAGCUUUCAUCUUCGGUGAUGGGAACAACGUUGUGCCAUGGACGACAUUAGAUGAUGUUGGCAGAGCAACUGCGAAUGUGCUUUUGCAUCCGCAAGAAACCCUUAACCGCCCGGUCUAUGUUCACUCCGUGUUCAUGUCGCAAAAUCAAAUUCUUAGUGCAACAAAAGGAGUUUUAGGGAAUGAGGGGUGGGAAACCACAUAUAACGACAUGGACCCUCUUUUGGAAAAUGCAUUGGCGGAUCUCAAGGCCGGCAGAAUUAGUGCCUCAACGUUUGAAGUACAAAUACAGUACUGCUUAGCUACAAGAGCGCUUGCACACCCUUGGGCGAGAGACGAUAAUUCCCUCUUGGGACUGGAAGAGUGGAACCUGGAGAAGGUAAAAUGGUUAAUCCAGACAAUUGCCCACAAAGCAGUGUAACGCUGUUUAUUAUAUAAAGAUAUAAACUACCUACACUGA